Messenger RNA from Carassius gibelio (silver crucian carp), 3568 nucleotides. RefSeq names its product rho guanine nucleotide exchange factor 10-like protein. Gene Ontology annotation, biological process: SREBP signaling pathway; positive regulation of stress fiber assembly; actin cytoskeleton organization. Gene Ontology annotation, molecular function: protein binding; guanyl-nucleotide exchange factor activity. Gene Ontology annotation, cellular component: cytosol. Bases 1 to 1974 code for a protein of 657 amino acids. NCBI's taxonomy places the organism in Eukaryota, Metazoa, Chordata, Actinopteri, Cypriniformes, Cyprinidae. The record is from RefSeq and is a predicted model, not a curated record. The transcript has 12 exons.
AUGAGCCGAAAACCCAAAAGCUUUAAUGUGAAAAUAAUUACUGAUUAUCAUGGAAAUGUUAUUUGUUCAGGAAAGCUGUUUCUGGGACCACCGCGGCUAUAUCAGGAACUGCAGGAGUUACAGCAUGAUCUUUCUGUGGUGGAGGAAGUCACGUUGUUAGUGGGCACCAUGCAGGGAUCGUACCAGAAUCUCAACACUACGGUGGGGCAGGACUGGUGCAUGGCUCUUCAGAGGCUCAUCCGCAUCAAAGAGGACGAGAUCCAGUGUGCCAACAAGUGCCGUCUACGGCUGAUGGUUCCUGGGAAGCCUGACAAGUCUGGACGUCCAGUCAGUUUCACAGUGGUCUUCAGUACGCCCAGUCCAAUUAGCAAAAUCUCCUGGGUCAAUCGCCUGCAUCUGGCCAAAAUCGCCCUGAGAGAGGAGAACUUGCCUGGCUGGGUGUGUGUAGAGGAUGAUGAAAAGACUAAGCCUCCGUUCUGGUGCCCGUUACUGGCCUGCCGGUUGCCUGUGUUUACCCCAAAAAUGCAAGAUCUGAAGUUGCAGGCUGCCCUGUAUAACCCGGUCCACUGUUCUCUUCUUGGUUUUUCUGCCGCUAGCACAUCCUUGCCUCAGGGCUACCUCUGGGUGGCUAGUGGGGGUGACGACUCUCACGGGCAGGUGGAGAUUUUCUCCCUUAACAGACCCACUCCACGCUCCGUUAAGAGUUUCUCUCUAGGUUCCCCAGUGCUUUGUCUGGAGUAUAUCACAGAGCCCAGCACUGACGAAGAACUGGAAAUACAAACCUCUGAACUUCCUUCCAAGAUCGGUAACACCAUCUGUGUAGGAUUAUUGGAUGGCAACAUCCUGGUUUAUGGAAGCGUGGACACCGCUGCUCAGUGUCUGCUAACAUUUUGUAACCCAGAGUGCUGCCCAGUUCUGUGCCUAAAACAAUCUACAAACUUUCUCUUCGCCGGACUGAGUAAUGGAAAAGUCGCUGUUUAUAACCGAAAGAGUGGAGAGGGGUUGUGGGAUCCAGAUUCCUGCAGACAUGUGGUUAUUGGAUGCGCUCCCGUACUCAAACUCCUCCAAAUAGACGAGUGUGUGUGGGCCAGCUGUGCCAACCAGGUCUCUGUGAUUGAAGGCUCCUCUCUCAGGACUCAGAGUUUUGAAGUUCAUCCAAACCCCAUGGUUGGUGUGACCCACAUGGUGCGCGCCGGAGGAGGGGUGUGGAUGGCGUUUUCAGAGGGAUCAUCCCUACGUCUGUUUCACACAGAAACAUUGGAACACCUCCAAGAGAUCAACAUUUCAACACCCUCUGCAUAUUUGAGCCCUGGUCAAAAAACUGUGUGUGUAACCAGCCUGCUCAUCUGCCAAGGACUGUUGUGGGUUGGCACAGCUCAGGGCAUUAUUGUCACCCUGCCGGUGCCCAGACUGGAGGGCAUUCCCAAAAUAACAGGAAAAGGCAUGACGUCACUUAACGCUCACAACGGCCCUGUUGAAUUCUUGGUUGCCACCUCCAGCAUUUUAUCCCAAGAUUUUCUAAAGCGGGAUUCUGCAAUGGAAGGUGGGGAUUCAAGCAGUGGCGCUGAAGAUAAGGAGGCGACAGAUUCCUUUCAGGAGUCCCUCCAGCAGGUGGAUGGCUCUCCUCAGGCAGAAGCCAAAGCUAAAGGAGUGCUACUGCAGUACCACCUCCGUUCUACCUCUCAGCUCCCAGGAAAGCUCCUGACGGCUCGGCCCGAAGAAACAUCCGACUCGACCCAGGACUCUCUGGAGCACACCCUAGAGGACGGUUCCAUCUAUGAGCUGAGUGAUGACCCUGAGGUUUGGGUCAAAGGGCCUGGGCCAUCAUCUAAGGAAGCGGGACGUAGGGAGAAAGUGACUUCAACCGCCGUUAUAUCCGGUGGAAAAGGGUUCCGUCGACUCGCUAAUUCCUCCAACUCUUCUGACUCCAACGAGAACAUGCUCAUGGUCUGGCAGCUGCCCAUUACAAUUUGAGGCAGUAAUGAAAUCUCCUUCCUUUGGCUUUCAUCGUGUUUUUUUUUUUUUUUUUUUUUGCAGUGAUGAAGGAUUGUUGGAUCAUUGAAGGACAAACAGUAAGCCUGUAUGGCUUAUGAGGAUUAUUUAUUUCACUUCUCCUCCAGAAGGUUUUGAAUUUGAACGAAUAUUCCAGGUUCAGAAACAGUUAAGCUGUGGCAUAACGUGGGUUUGCACGAAAAAAUGUCCUUCUUUAAGAAAAAAAUGAAUCAGGGCUACAGUGAGGCCCUUACAAUAGAAGUGAAAGGGCCCGUUUGUAAAUAUUUUAAGAUAUUCAGUUUCAAUAGCAUAACCAUAGGACCUAAAACAACACGUUUAACAUGAUUUUAGUGUGAAAAAAGCAAAACAAUGCAGUGCCAUAAACCUUCUAACCCUUAACUGACUUUAUUUUGGAUGAUUUAAAAAGCUUUGUAGCUCAAAUAAUACGUAUUUUAACAGAAUAAUUCAUGUUUAAUAAUAAAGCUUAACAAAUAAAUCCUAAAUUGGCCCCAAUCACUUUGGACCUUUGGUCUUAUGUAGCAUGGGUAUAUUUGUCCAAAUUAUAGAUUUUUAGGCAAAAAAAUUCUUUAGAUAUUAAGUAAAGAUUAUGUUCCAUCACGUAAAUACAUCAAAACUUGAUUUUUGAUUAGUAAUAUGUAUUGCUAAGAUAUUAAUUUAGACAACUUUAAAGGCGAUUUUCUCAAUAUUACAAUUUUUUUGCACUCUCAGAUUCCAGAUUUUUAAAUAGUCGUACUUUGGCCAAAUCUCGUCCAUCAAUGGAAAGCUUAUUUAUUCCGCUUUCAGAUGAUGUAUGAAUCUCAGUUUUAAAAAAAAUUGACCCUUAAGACUGAUUUUGUGGUUCGGUGUCACACAUUUGUUUUUUUUAUAGAAAACAAGGGACAAGUUAAAAGUAUUUCACUUUUUUGAUGGUAAUACCCAUAAUGUCACAAAUGCUUUUAAGGAAGUCGGAAUGUUCCUUGAAGUUGAUAAACAAGCAUUCCAUUCAAUAUUCGUCUGUCAUAAUAAUAGCAUGUGCUUCAUAUAUAAUGUACCUCAACUGAAUAUAAAACAAAAUAACACCUUUUGUAAAUUCCACUAUUAACGACUUAUACCACCCAUUUAAUAUAUUUGAUAUUUGAUUAUAUUCUAUCUGCAUGCGAGGAAUCAGGGUAAGCGUUGUUGUUUUUUUCAGAUGUAAUACAAGAAGUAAUCCUUAGUAUGUAUAGGAGUAUUGACUGUGACCCAGUUCUUUCUUGUUUAAGUGAUAAAAGAUGUUUUUUUAUAUGCCGCACCACCAAAGCAGUGUGUACAGAAAAGUAAGGUAGUUGAAUAUUCGGAGUCUGUCUAUUUAAAUGUGUUUCAAUGUUAAUUUAGUGUGAAAUGUGAUAAGAAGAAGCAAAGUCUUCGGUGUAGGUACUUGUGUUUGAUGGAUCUCGUUGUUCGCUGUGUCACUUUGUGAAAAAAAAUUAAGUCAUAUUUACAAUGAUUGAAGUCUCUGCAAUUUUUCUAUUACUAUUUCAUUUGAUUUGAAACUGACUGAACAUUAAAUGGUUUUGAAAUGGCAUUGUGCUGUAAA